This is a messenger RNA of Cajanus cajan (pigeon pea), 1321 nucleotides long. Lineage: Eukaryota; Viridiplantae; Streptophyta; Magnoliopsida; Fabales; Fabaceae. The record is from RefSeq and is a predicted model, not a curated record.
UUGUGAUGGAUGUGGAGGUGAAAGAGAGGAGAUGCAGGAUGAAGAGAAAGAAAGUGGAAAGACUUAUACAGCCUAGUCAUGGCAUGUCAUGUUAAAUAAAUAGUCGAUAUUAUAAAUUGGCGGAUGGAAUGAUUGGAAAGUGGAAACUUGUUUGUUUGGUGGGACAAUACAAAUAAACAUGGAAAACAAUUGCUCCGACGCACCCAAACGCCGUCAAUCUCAAACACCUUCCCCAAUCGACCCUUUCCAAAUCAUUAAGACCAGGGGCAAUCUGGGAAUGAAGCUGGUAGAUUCUGGUAAAAAGAUUGUUAAAAACCCCUCUCUGGGAAACAUUGACGUUGAAGGCGCAUCUUCAACUUUAUCUAAUACAGAGAGCCAGUCUUGUGGCGGCACAACCUUUCCAACUCAGACAGAACUAGGUGCAAGGAAAGGAACUGCUAGGUCUAAUUUGUACGAGAUCUGUGCUGCCAACCAUUGGAAGCCUCCGAUAUUUGAAUGUUGCAAAGAGGAAGGCCCAAGUCAUAAGAGAAUGUUCACCUUCAAGGUUAUCAUUGAAAUAGAAGCAUCAAGAAACAUUAUAGAGUGCUAUGGUGCACCUCAUCGAAGAAAGAAAGAAGCAGCAGAACACGCAGCUGAGGGAGCAUUAUUGUACCUAAAAGUAUACAGGGCAUGUUUUGAAAAACCAACAAAUAAAUAGUACAUUACUGUUGGAUAUCAUAAACUGCAGAGACUUCCUCUGCCACCAAAUUCAUUUCAUUCUUCAGUGAUACUCUCUAGACUCGGUUGCCAAUGCUCAGAAGACCAAAUUACUUUCUUAGGAGAGUUUCUUGAUCCAUUCCCAGUCAAAUCUUGUGUCCUCUUCCUGGUUAUUGUAUUGCCAUCACAAAGGAGAAGGAGAGCGCCUUGGAGAAAGCCUUUGAAGCUUUCGUAUGGUGCUCUUUGGUACUACAUAGUACUUUUGUCCAAGCGCGAGCACGCCGUCUGGUUCAAUAACUGCCCAUGGUUGCUUGAACACAUAUGGAUAUGCAACGUAGCACCUUGGAUAGCGGCACAUGAUCUCGGCUGCAGUCACUGGUCUAUCAUGGAGUUCAACGUGACCACCAGCGUGGACAAUCUGCAGAAGCAUGGUCUUUGAAUUUUUAACACAAAUCCAUCUUGAUAAUGGCAUGGUUUCCCUUAGUCUUGGGAGUGUAGGGUGGGGUGAGGGAGGUAGAAAUGAGAGCAAGCUGUUCUAAGCUCAUUGGGGAGAGUAUAUAAGUUGUUCAUCAAGGUCCAAAUGAAAAUAAGUAAAUAACAUCAAGACACGCAGUUUACCUAGACA